AUGAUGAUUAAUGAUUAUGCUGCCCAAAAACCCUCUGUAGCCCGAGGGACACAAGCUACUCUCAGUGAUAUCCAAGCUGUUAGAGAGACUCCUCCCUCUCUCGGAAUUCUAAGGAAUGUCGGCAAUCCAUCGCACAAAGAAGAGUUGUCGGUGCUACGUGAAGAAUUCUACCAUACAGCGAGGCUUGCUCGAGAGCAUCGACGACUUCGUCUUUCGAUCAGAAAGCCGAAUGAAUCGGAUCUCUCACAUAUCAAGAAUAUAGCUCCCUGGUAUACUCGCCCACCGGGCAGAUUCGCGCUUUCCUGGGACCUCUUGGAUCCCGAAAAGGCCGGAGUAGUACCAACAAACGGUCACUCCGAUGCC
Molecule: messenger RNA, 363 nt
Organism: Brenthis ino (lesser marbled fritillary)
Lineage: Eukaryota; Metazoa; Arthropoda; Insecta; Lepidoptera; Nymphalidae
Source: the annotation of a GenBank genome assembly